Malaclemys terrapin pileata is the source of this 6394-nucleotide messenger RNA. It is a transcript of the gene CDC25C, whose product is annotated as cell division cycle 25C. The record is from RefSeq and is a predicted model, not a curated record. Gene Ontology annotation, biological process: positive regulation of G2/MI transition of meiotic cell cycle; G2/M transition of mitotic cell cycle; positive regulation of G2/M transition of mitotic cell cycle. Gene Ontology annotation, molecular function: protein tyrosine phosphatase activity. The transcript has 15 exons. The coding region runs from base 130 to 1674 and encodes 514 amino acids. Gene Ontology annotation, cellular component: cytoplasm; nucleus. Lineage: Eukaryota; Metazoa; Chordata; Testudines; Emydidae.
CGGCUGGGGGGCGAGUGAGCCGGGACCCGCCUGUCCGCGUGGGGGCGCGACCCGCGGGCGCCCGGAGGCCCUGGCGAUGGGCCGCGGGUGACCCGGCUUGUGUGCUCCUAGGUGCGGUCCCGCGGCGCCAUGGCCGGGAAUCUCUCCCCCGGGGGAGCCGGCGGCCCCCGCUCGCGUCUCGGCUUCCGAGCCAGCUGCAGGAUGGUGCUGAACUUGCUGCGGGACACCGAGGUCUCGCUGCCCUUCACCCCGGAGCUGCCCCGCACCCCGGUCACCGCCCUCGCUCGGGGCCUUAGGAACCUCAGCGCCUUGGCUGGGGAUACACCAAAGUGCUGUCUAGAUCUGUCUGAUCUCAGCAGUGGUGAGGAGAUGCCUGCCUUCAAUUUCACCCAUUCCCCAGACAUGGCUGUUGCAGGUCAGGUGGACUCCUCAGGACCUCAGGAUGGGCUAGAGGCACAGAGGCAGAAUGUAAAAUCUUUCCUGCCCCAGGUAUUAUGCAGCACACCGAGUUCCCCAGGCUCCAUGCAGCGAGAGGGCAACAAGAUAGACAACUCCCUGAACAUGGAAAACGAGGGCCGCUGGUUUAAGCACCCAGGGUGGCAAAUGCCUAGGUCCCUGCUGUUUCGAAAGAGAGCAACAGCUCAGCUGGAUGCAGGGGGCUUGGAGGAGUGUGAAGUGAAAGAUUUGGGCAGCCCAAUUGCUGCAGUGGCACCGCAUCCAUGCAGAAUGGCAGAGAACUUGGACAGCUUUGAAGAGCUCUUCCCCAAUGAACAAGAAGACAUGGAGAAACCAGUGGCUGGGAAUCUGUCCUCCAGCAUGGCUGUCCUGCUCUCUGGACCCCUCCUCACACAGGACAUCAAUGUCAGUGAAAUCUCUAUCAACAGAAGUCGCCUGUACCGCUCACCAUCCAUGCCAGAGAAGUUGGACAGACCGGUGCUGAAGCGAAUAGUGAGAUGCCAGGACAAUGAAACUCCAGUCAAGGUGAAACUGAGACGCAACCCUGUCUAUGAGGAGCUGGAGCAGGGCGCAACUCUGAAGAAGGCGGCCUCACUCUCAGACAUGGAAAUUGUCAAAGUUCUUGAUCAGGACUAUGGCUUCCGACAGCUCAUCGGGGACUUCUCUAAGGUGUAUGCGCUGCCAACAGUGACAGGAAGGCAACAGGAUCUGAGAUACAUCACUCCGGAGACUGUGGCUGCUCUUCUCUUUGGGCAAUUCCAAAGCUUGAUUGAGACAUUCUACAUCAUCGACUGUCGCUACCCCUAUGAGUAUCGGGGGGGGCACAUAAAGGGGGCUCUGAACUUUCACAGGCAGGAAGAGGUCUUUGAGUUCUUGCUGAAGAAGCCUCUGUUCCCGUCCACGCCACAGAAACGCAUUGUCCUUGUGUUCCACUGUGAAUUCUCCUCAGAACGGGGCCCCAAGAUGUGCCGCUAUCUGAGGGCAGAAGAUCGAGCCAUGAAUGAGUACCCUGCACUGCACUAUCCUGAGCUCUACGUCCUGAAGGGAGGCUACAAGGAGUUCUUCCCUGAGUACAAGGAGCUCUGUGAACCCCAGGACUACUGUCCAAUGCACCACCAGGACUACAAGGCAGAAUUGCUGAAAUUCCGUACCAAGAGCAAGUUGUGGGCUGGAGACCGGAGGAGACGCGACCAAAUCGCUCGUCUCAUGAAGCUGUGAGGGCAGAGGCAGCAGCCUUGAGUGGGCACUGCUUGGAAGGGCUCUGCCUUGCACAGCAACAGUGUUUUUUCUCUUGGAAGUGGGUCACUCAGUGACAGUCAGAGGCUGGAAAGUGGGAACCUGCCUUGUCCUGUGGAAACUGCAGCCACCUUCAGCCAUUUCAGAUGCUAACAAAUGCUACAGGAAGGCUGGUUAAAAAAGGUCUUGAUUCUUGAUGCUGCAUUUUGGAAAGACUGUGGCUGAGCAGGACCCGGGUGGACCUAGCAGUCUGUAAGGAAACGGGGCCUCCUUCACAUGGAAGGCACAGAGCGGGCCAGGUUCUAGGCUGCCUCUCAAUGUUGUGCCCCCCAUUGCAGGGCAGGCUAUGUCACAGCCUGAGCUUUGACUCCUUUUUCCAUCUCCUGCUUCUAGCAGGAACCUCCGUGUUUCUCCUCACUGUUACUCUAGGUUUUGCAUUUAAUUGUCUCUCUUUAGUGACAGAAUAAACAGAUACCAAAGUGCUUGAUUUGAACAGCUCUCCCUGUCCCUCCAGCCUGGUGACUCCCACCCAUUUGUACCAUUAGGAUAUUAUUAAAUCAUCUUGUGGCAGAAGCCCCUGGGUGACUAAACAGAUGCCAAAUCCUGGCCUGUGAUUGGCUGAGAAGUCCUGUGAUGUGUAAGCCUCUAUAAGGUUAACACUGAAGGCUGGAACAAUGUUAACCAAUCAGAUAACAUCUCUGCUGCAUCCUUAUUAGCAUCUCACAGUCACUUAAGGAAUUGAUGAACAGCAGCUAAUCAAAUCACAUAUGCAAAUCUUUGCUUCCUGCUUGGCUCACUAGGAUAUUGACUUCUACCAUUAUCUCCAUUUAGAAUGUUGGGGAAAAGACAAGUUUGAAAUUCCCACCCAUAAAGAGGGGGAGUUAACCAUUUAUAUGGAUAAGGAGAACAUCCCAUUAGGAGGAAUAUGAAUCCUGUUUCAAGGCACAUGCCAACUGCCAAAGUUAGGAAGACCUCAGGGGCAGGUUAUUCCAAAAUUGUCCAUUACGGGUUUGUUUUUUUGCACCUUCCUCUGAAGCUUUUAGCAGGGGCACUCUGACAGGAGCCCUGGGCUAGAAAUCCUUAUGUCCCAGUUAUACUUUGCAUGGACAUUGAGAAUGUAUAUAAUAAAACAGGCUGUCUUGUUCUUGAGGUAAACAAUGACCCAGGCAAAUAAAUACUGAUGCUAAUUGAAACACAAUUAUUCUCCAUACACUAGAGGAGUGUGUACUGCUUUACAGCUAAGUAAGAGAUGGUCCCAGCUCCAAGGAGUCUGCAGUGUAGAUUAGAAAAGGCAUGGUAUAGAGGAGAUGGUAUUGGCCUGAGGGUGGGGACAGUGUGUUGUCUUGGACACAAUCUGUGCUAUUUUUCUGUGUGUUAGAAUUUUGAAUUUACCUACUGUGAGAAAAUGUUAAUUUGUUUGCUAUUUACAUUGUCAGUAGCUUCUACCUUGUUCCUUCUGCUCCCGAAAAGCAAUAGGUCUGGGGCCCACAAAGCAGGAAAGAUUGGGUGAGUUCACAUUUACUUCUUUCAAUCUAUCCCAGCCAAUCUGGAAGCAACAAAGUCCAAAUAUCUUCCUUCGACUCUGAGGAACACAAGCUUUCUUUCUGCACAGCCUCUGUAACUAAGAUCAAUGAUAGGAAUAAGUUCUUGUAGUGUCCUGACUCUGAGCACAGCUCCACGUCUGUGUUUGCUUGGACAGAAGAGAUGUUUAGCCUAUUCCAUGCUGUCUUACAAGGCCAGCUCCUUAAGCUGUCUGUAAAGCUUACUGGGGUACUGUAUAAGGAAGUUCAGGGGGAGCACAGGGCUGGGGAGGAGCACAAAGCUGCUGCUAGGUGAAACAAUUCCACCAGAUGGCACUGCUGCAGUAUAGUUAAGGUGAAGAGAUGAAGAUGUCCCCAUUGUCGGCUGGACUCUAGGCAUAUUUGAUAUCUGGGCAGGGGAUGUCAACACCAGUACAUAUGCUCCAUGAAACAGUGCAGGAGGGGAAGCACAGAGAAUGGGGGCAUCCCUACAGUUCUUGUGUGUUCUCCAGGGGGCAAUCUUGCACUUAUCCCCAGAGGCUGGAUGCAAGGGACUCUUCCCUCCACCGUGUAAUCCACUGGCCAGCCCAGGAGCUUUACACCAUAGCCUUCAUACUCACCAAAAGGAGUGAGUGCCAGGUUCCUGUGGUGUCUCUGAUCUGCCUCACCCUGCUGCCUUCCUGGGAAUGUUUCCUCCUGGUGAUUGGGCAUUUGUGACUGAGUUGUGGUUUGGCUUUUUUUCUUUUCCAGGUUUCAUCUCCCAUUCUGUAGUAAGCUGUCUCCCCGGGAUGGGAGAGCAAAGUGCACAUGGCCAUAAGAUGAGAGAGCCUCUCUGCUCCCCCUACAUACUGCUGCUUCUGCAGGAGCUUGUGGCAAACACCUCUGAAAUUGGACUUUUUCAGUACAUUGCAUCCAACUCAACCUGUUCUCUUUAUUCCCCUGGCUGACCCUCCAAGGUGUCCCCAGGUGCAGAGUUCAGCUUGCCAUCUAUGGAUCCAGGAGCUGCAGGUGUCUCUUAGGAAGAAUGAGUUACCUGUAGAAUGAGCUUGCAUAACUCCCUUCACUAGCUUCCCCUCUCAGGGCCACAGAACUUGGGGUCCAGUCUGAGUGUGAGCAUCUACACAGUGAUUUUUGAGCUCCCUGAGCCUGAGUUAGAUGACUCAACCCAGACAUGUGCAGACGUAGCCUAAACGUGCUGAGUACUCAGUAAAUAUAAUUAAACUAAUCCUUGAAAGGUUGGUUGAAAUCUACUCUGCUGGGAGGAAUGGGGGCUGAUGUCUGUAAGAAGAUAAAGCAAAGGCAUGAGAACUUCCAAAAACCCUGUUGCCAGGGACUUAAUUUGGAGGAUGCUGCCUCUGUGGACACAGCAGCUGUGUUGUGGUUCAAAGUCCUGCUGUGGGGGAGAGGCCUGUACCUCAGUCUCUCCUGGUAGAGUCACUGCAGCACCUGAUCCUGCUGAUAAGGAGCAAAGCAAACACCAGCCCCAGCGCUGCUGCCUUCCACGUGCCCAUCUUUAUUACUAGAGCCCUGCACGGAUACAAAAUUUGUAUCCACAUCUGAUCCGUGAUCCGCAAAAAUGAUCCGUGGAUAUAAAGCAGAUAUCUGCAGAUUUGUAGGGCUUUAGAUAUAAAAUUUGGAUCCGCCUCCAUCCACAAUCUGCAAAAAAUGGUCCAUGGAUGUCCACGGAUUUGCAGGGCUCUAUUAUUACAAUCAAAAAGGGCAAAUGUACAAGUUUGGCUGAAAUAAAAAUGCUGCUAGAGCCAGUGGGAAGCUGCAUCCUCUGUGGGGAGGAGAAGAAAGGAUUAACCAGCAGUAUCUGUUCCUGUAGUUUGUCUCCAGCUCAUGGCUUGAGGUGAAGGGGGAUUCAUAGAUUCCCAGGCCAGAAGGGAUCCUUGUGAUCAUCUAAUUGGACCUUCUGUAUAAAACAGGCCACAGAACAUCGCCAAAAUAAUUGCUGGAGCAGAUUUUAGAAAAACAUCCAACCUUGAUGUAAAAAUGGUCAGUAAUGGAGAAUCCACCAAGGUAAAUUGUUCCAGUGGUUAACUCAGGGGUCUCAAACACACAACCUGCGGGCCACAUGCUCGGAGUGGAAGUUUUCUGUAACAUUUUUAUAAUUCCUAGUCGAGCCUCAGUCUCCUUGACUUUACGCUUUGACUGGGGGGUUGGAAAGGGUUACGCAGUACAGGAAACGGCCCACAGCCGCAUGUUUGAGACCCCUGGUGUAGAUCAUCAUCAGUGUUACUGACCACAUAAGGAAUAGUUACAGGUGUUUAUAUUUUAUUAAAACCCCUCUUCGCAUUACAGUUUUAAAAAAGUUAAUACAUUGAGUUUUAAUAGCAUACUAUAUUACUCUUCAUUUUUUUCAUUUUUGACUAUACUUUUGUAUCAUAUGAGAAGGUGUCAGUGAUGCGGCCCUCAGGCCAAUGUACUAGUCCUCAUGUGGCCCUCGUGGUGAUUUGAGUUUGAGAUCCGUGGGUUAACUACUCUCACGGUUAAAAAUGUACGCAUUACUUCCAGUUUGAAUUUGUCUAGCUUCAACUUCCAGCCAUUGGAUCAUGUUAGCCCUCUCGCGGCUAGCUUGAAGACUCUAUUAUUAAAUAGUUGUUCCCCAUGUAGAUACUUACAUACUGUAAUCAACCUUUUCUUUGUUAGACUCAAAAGAGUUCAAUCUAUUUAGCCAAGCUCUGGAAGGCAUGUUUUCUAAUUCUUUAAUCAGUCUUGUGGCUUUUCUCUGAACCCUUUCCAAUUUAUCAACAUCUUUUUUGAAUUGGGGACACCAGCACUGGACAUAGUAUUCCAGCAGUGGUCAUACCAGUGCUAAAUACAGAAGUAAAAUAACCUCUCUACCCCUACUCAAGAUUCCCCUGUUUAUGCAUCCCAGGAUUUCACUAGCUCUUUUGGCCAUCAAGAUCUCUAUCAAGCAUUCUUAAAACUACAAUACCCACCUGCUGAAGUGAAAAAACAGAUUGACAGAGCCAGAUGAGUACCCAGAAGUCACCUCCUACAAGACAGGCCCAACAAAGAAAAUAACAGAACACCACUAGCUGUCACCUUCAGCCCCCAACUAAAACCUCUCCAGCGCAUCAUCAGAGAUCUACAACCUAUCCUGAAAGAUGAUCCUUUACUCUCACAGAUCUUGGGAGACAGACCUGUCCUCGCUUACAGACAACCCCCCAACCUAA